Messenger RNA from Trematosphaeria pertusa, 1077 nucleotides. RefSeq names its product NAD(P)-binding protein. The record is from RefSeq and is a predicted model, not a curated record. The transcript is spliced from 4 exons. Bases 1 to 1077 code for a protein of 358 amino acids. Lineage: Eukaryota; Fungi; Ascomycota; Dothideomycetes; Pleosporales; Trematosphaeriaceae.
AUGAGCCCCCUCAUCCUCCGUCGCUUACGCGACAAAUUUUGGCCCGAGCCUCUGCCCCCUGUUAAGUCAUUUGAGGGGCAGACAGUCCUCGUUACAGGUGCAACUGCCGGCCUCGGUCUGGCUGCAGCACUGCAUUUCGCGACACUAGGCGCAAGUGUAGUCAUCACAUCGCGGAGUUUGCCGCAAGGCAACGGUGUCAAAGACGAAGUGGAAAAGCGGGCUGGUAUCGUUGGACAAGGCAAGAUACAUGUCAUUGAACUCGAUUUGAGCAGAUAUUCCUCGUGCCUAGCCUUUGUCGACCGGCUGAAGGAGGCCACGGCAACGCGCCGUGGCCUCGACGUUGCUGUCUUGAACGCUGGCCUCAUCAAUGCCGAAUAUGUGCAGAGUCCGGAAGGCUGGGAGGAGACGAUCCAGGUCAACACUCUGAGCACUACUCUGCUGGGACUGCUCCUGCUGCAGUUGAUGAGAAAGCGACGCCCCAGGGCAUCCAGGAAGCCACAUCUGGUCUUUGUAACUUCUCGUGAUCAUAUUGAUCCCGACAUCCGCGAUUGGGCCCGAUGGGCCACUGACGAUGGCAUAUUGCGACAUUGCAGCGACCGGCAAAACUGGCCUUCUCACCAGAUAGAGCCAAACUACGCCAACAGCAAGCUGCUGUUGACAUAUGCCGUCGAAGAAAUCUGCAAGAAGGCCGUAGAGCCAGAUGGCAGAGUGGGCGUUAUUGUCAACACCGUCUGUCCUGGUCUCGUCUUCACUAGCCUCGGACGCGCUAUUGCUAAAGGCUCGACAUUGAUGCAACUCGCAGUGCCCCUCCAUGCCUCGGUUCUAGGCAAGUCGGCAGAUUACGGUGCGAGAUUUUAUGUCACGGCGGCACGCACAUCAGAGGAUGAGCAUUGGCUGAAACGCAAUACCAAGGGUAAAUAUAUCCAAUCGCUGUUUGGGGAAGAAGAAUACCGCAUCUUGGCAUUCCCAAACUUGAAGAGCGAUACUGCGCUCAAGGUGAAAGCAUUAGUCUGGAACGAAAUCAUCACUGAGAUGAAGAGGGCAGUUCCAGUUUUGGAACAGCUUGAGGGUGCAUAG